CCAAACUCAGCCUGUCACAGCCCAUGGCUGAGAGGGAGAUAAACAAGGCAAAAGCACAGAGAAAACCUGGUCUUCUGGGCUCCCCAAACAGCCCAGGCAGUCCAAGCAGGUUGGUGCUACAGGGCAAGGCUGUCAGCUACCAAGGACAAUGAACUUCCAGAAACUACUGCUGAAGUGAGAACUAGAGGUCUGUGGCCCUUCCAUUUCCUCAUCCUUGCCCUUGUCAAGCCUGAGUUGGGAUGUCAGGAGCCUCCAAGGAGAGUUUGGAACCCCGGGGUCUACCAGUGUUGGGCAAGGCCUGCUUAACCACCAUGGACAAAAAGCUUAACAUGCUGAAUGAGAAGGUUGACAAACUCCUGCAUUUCCAAGAAGAUGUCACAGAGAAGCUACAGUGUGUGUGCCAAGGCAUGGGCCACCUAGAGCAAGGCCUGCACCGGCUGGAGGCCUUCCAAGGGUUGGGCCCAGGGGCGGCUGAUAGUGCCCCUCCAGCUGACACACAGGCUGGGUGGACUGAGGUCCUAGAGCUGGUGAAGGCUGUGCGACAGGAUGGUGCCCAGCAUGGUGCCAAACUUGAAGCUCUCUUCAGGAUGGUGGUGGCUGUGGACAGGGCCAUCGCUUUGGUGGGGGCUGUGUUCCAGAACUCAAAGGUGGUGGAUUUCAUCAUGCAAGGGAGUGUUCCUUGGAGAAAAGGCAGCCUGGUUGACAGCCACGAGGAGAACAAAGAGCAAGUGGAAGAGAAGGGAACAAAACCAAAGCAUGCGUUGAGUACCAGGGGUGUGCAAGCUGACAUCAGGGGGCCUUGGGAAGAGAGCCAGAAGGCCGACCUGUCAGAGAGGACAGUGGAGAGGCUGCCCUCCUUCAGCACUUCAGGAAUGGGUACUGACCUCGUCUCCCAGGCAGGGGCCUCACCUGGGCAAGUGGAUGGGGUUCCUGGCCCAGGCCAGGUACCUCUUGGCCACUUGCUGCUGCCCACAGAGGUUGAAGCCAAAGAUCCUGAGACAUCCAGUGAGAACCCUGGGACUCACCUGGAAUUGUCUGCAGCAUCUAACAGGGUCACCAAGGCCCCCACCAGCCAGGAUGUGACACCAAGUACAGGACAAGGAACAUCAUCCAGCAAGCUUGAUCCUCAGUCCUCAGAAGAAGUCUUAUGGUUGAUUUCAGGGCCCGGUUCUGAGCCCCCAAGGGCACCAGCUCUCUCCAGGGCAGCUCACAGUGGUGGAGAAUCUCCGCUAAGAAUCUCCAUCCACGUGCAAGAGAUGGAUACUCCCGGGGAACUUCUUGUGACACGAGGGGGCAGCCUCAGACCCACUCCCCCUAUAGAGGUUCCAGCAGCUGCUUAUCCCAGUGAGCAGGACUUGCCUGGGCCCAGGUGCUGCUCUGAAGCUCCUGAGACUGAGCUGGGAGAACAAAACCCCAAAGAAGCCAAAGAGUUUACCCCACUGCAGAAGAGAAGCAGCGAGGCGGGAGCAGAUGAUGAGGAGAAGCAAGGGCCUGUGGCUGAGCCUGCCACCGGAUCAAGCUUCACCAGGAGGGACAAGGGAGAUGACCCUGCUGGGACCUCAGCCCUGCAGCAGGACAAAAGCUUAGGAGCAGGACAUCCUGAGCCUGGGAAUGACUGUGCAGCUGGGGUCACUCCAAGAACUGAAACAGGAAGGAGGACACCCCCAGAUGAUGGGGCUGGCAGCCUAAUUCUGGAUGACAGCCCAGCUCCACCAGCACCUUUUGAACACCGGGUGGUGAGUGUCAAGGAGACCUCGAUCUCAGCAGGUUACACGGUGUGCCAGCAUGAAGUCUUGGGAGGGGGCCGGUUUGGCCAGGUUCACAAGUGCACAGAGAAGUCCACAGAUCUCCCACUGGCCGCCAAGAUCAUCAAAGUGAAGAAUGCUAAAGACCGGGAGGAUGUGAAGAAUGAGAUCAACAUCAUGAACCAGCUCAGCCAUGUGAACUUAAUCCAACUCUAUGAUGCCUUUGAGAGCAAGAACAGCUUUACCCUGGUCAUGGAGUAUGUGGAUGGGGGUGAACUCUUUGACCGGAUCACAGAUGAAAAGUACCAUCUGACUGAACUGGACGUGGUCUUGUUCAUCAAGCAGAUCUGCGAGGGUGUGCAUUACCUCCACCAGCACUACAUUCUGCACCUAGACCUCAAGCCAGAGAAUAUACUGUGUGUAAAUCAGACAGGACACCAAAUUAAGAUCAUUGACUUUGGGCUGGCCAGAAGGUACAAGCCUCGGGAAAAGCUGAAGGUGAAUUUUGGUACUCCUGAAUUCCUGGCCCCAGAAGUUGUCAACUAUGAGUUUGUUUCAUUCCCCACGGACAUGUGGAGUGUGGGAGUCAUCACCUACAUGCUACUCAGUGGUUUGUCCCCAUUUCUAGGGGAAACAGAUGCAGAAACCAUGAAUUUCAUUGUGAACUGUAGCUGGGAUUUCGAUGCUGACACCUUUGAAGGGCUGUCAGAGGAGGCCAAGGACUUUGUUUCCCGGCUACUUGUCAAAGAGAAGAGCUGCAGAAUGAGUGCCACACAAUGCCUGAAACACGAAUGGUUGAAUAAUUUGCCUGCCAAAGCCUCGAAAUCCAAAGUUCGUCUCAAAUCCCAACUAUUGCUGCAGAAAUACAUGGCCCAGAGAAAAUGGAAGCCUACAACACAGCAGUCACCUCAAGAUGAGCAGGAGAAGCUCUUGGAUGAAGCCAUACAGGCUGUGAAGGUUCAGUCCUUCCAGAUGAAGAGAUGCCUGGACAAAAACAAGCUUAUGGAUGCUUUGAAACAUGCUUCUAAUAUGCUUGGUGAACUCCGGACUUCUAUGUUAUCACCAAAGAGCUACUAUGAACUUUAUAUGGCUAUUUCUGAUGAACUGCAUUAUUUGGAAGUCUACCUAACAGAUGAAUUUGCUAAAGGAAGAAAAGUGGCAGAUCUUUAUGAGCUUGUACAGUAUGCUGGGAACAUUAUCCCAAGACUUUAUCUGUUGAUCACAGUUGGAGUUGUAUAUGUCAAAUCAUUUCCUCAGUCUAGGAAAGAUAUUUUGAAAGAUUUGGUAGAAAUGUGCCGUGGUGUGCAGCAUCCAUUAAGGGGUUUAUUUCUUCGAAAUUAUCUUCUUCAGUGUACCAGAAACAUUUUACCUGAUGAAGGAGAGCCAACAGAUGAAGAAACAACAGGUGAUAUCAGUGAUUCUAUGGAUUUUGUACUACUCAACUUUGCAGAAAUGAACAAGCUCUGGGUGCGAAUGCAGCAUCAGGGACAUAGCCGAGAUAGAGAAAAAAGAGAACGAGAAAGACAAGAACUGAGAAUUUUAGUGGGAACAAAUUUAGUGCGCCUCAGCCAGUUGGAAGGUGUAAAUGUGGAACGUUACAAACAGAUUGUAUUGACUGGUAUAUUAGAACAAGUUGUGAAUUGUAGGGAUGCUUUGGCUCAAGAAUAUCUCAUGGAGUGUAUUAUUCAGGUUUUUCCUGAUGAAUUCCACCUCCAGACUUUGAAUCCUUUUCUUCGGGCUUGUGCUGAGUUACACCAAAAUGUAAACGUGAAAAACAUAAUCAUUGCUUUGAUUGAUAGAUUAGCUUUAUUUGCUCAUCGGGAAGAUGGACCUGGAAUCCCAGCAGAUAUUAAACUUUUUGACAUAUUUUCACAGCAGGUGGCUACAGUGAUACAGUCUAGACAAGACAUGCCUUCGGAGGAUGUUGUAUCUUUACAAGUCUCUCUCAUUAAUCUUGCCAUGAAAUGUUACCCUGAUCGGGUGGAUUAUGUUGAUAAAGUUCUAGAAACAACAGUGGAGAUAUUUAAUAAGCUCAACCUUGAACAUAUUGCUACCAGUAGUGCAGUUUCAAAGGAACUCACCAGACUUUUGAAGAUACCUGUUGAUACUUACAACAAUAUUUUAACAGUCUUAAAAUUAAAACAUUUCCACCCACUUUUUGAGUACUUUGACUACGAGUCCAGAAAGAGCAUGAGUUGUUAUGUGCUUAGUAAUGUUCUGGAUUAUAACACAGAAAUUGUCUCUCAAGACCAAGUGGAUUCCAUAAUGAAUUUGGUAUCCACGUUGAUUCAAGAUCAACCAGACCAACCUAUAGAAGACCCUGAUCCAGAAGACUUUGCUGAUGAGCAGAGCCUUGUGGGCCGAUUUAUUCAUCUUCUGAGGUCUGAGGACCCUGAUCAGCAGUACUUGAUUUUAAACACAGCACGAAAACAUUUUGGAGCUGGGGGAAAUCAACGGAUUCGUUUCACACUACCACCUUUGGUAUUUGCAGCUUAUCAGCUGGCUUUUCGAUACAAAGAGAAUUCUAAAGUGGAUGACAAAUGGGAAAAGAAAUGCCAGAAGAUUUUUUCAUUUGCUCACCAGACUAUCAGUGCUUUGAUCAAGGCAGAACUGGCAGAGUUACCCUUAAGACUUUUCCUUCAAGGAGCUCUAGCUGCUGGAGAAAUUGGUUUUGAAAAUCAUGAAACAGUAGCAUAUGAAUUUAUGUCCCAGGCAUUUUCUCUAUAUGAGGAUGAAAUUAGUGAUUCCAAAGCACAGCUGGCUGCCAUCACCUUGAUCAUUGGCACUUUUGAGAGGAUGAAGUGCUUCAGUGAAGAGAAUCAUGAACCCUUAAGGACUCAGUGUGCACUUGCUGCAUCCAAACUUCUGAAAAAACCAGAUCAGGGCCGAGCUGUGAGCACCUGUGCACAUCUCUUCUGGUCUGGCAGAAACACAGACAAAAAUGGGGAGGAGCUUCACGGAGGCAAGAGGGUAAUGGAGUGCCUAAAGAAAGCUCUGAAAAUAGCAAAUCAAUGCAUGGAUCCCUCUCUACAAGUGCAGCUUUUUAUAGAAAUUCUGAACAGAUAUAUCUAUUUUUAUGAAAAGGAAAAUGAUGCGGUAACAAUUCAGGUUUUGAACCAGCUUAUCCAGAAGAUUCGAGAAGACCUCCCAAAUCUUGAGUCCAGUGAAGAAACAGAGCAGAUUAACAAACAUUUUCAUAAUACAUUGGAGCAUUUGCGUUUGAGGCGGGAAUCACCAGAGUCUGAGGGGCCAAUUUAUGAAGGUCUCAUCCUUUAAAAAGAAAACAGCUCACCAUACUUCUUUCCAUGUACAUCCAGUAAGGGUUUUAUUAAACUAGGUAUCCCUUCCAUAGAUUGUGCCUUUCAGAAAUGCUGAGGUAGGUUUCCCGUUUCUUACCUGUGAUGUUUUUACCCAGCACCUCCGGACACUCACCUUCAGGACCUUAAUAAAGUUAUUCACUUCAUAAAUGUUCAAGUCUGUCUGAUCAUCCCAAGUAGCAUGACUGAUCUGCUAUUUAAAAUUUCUGUGAUCUGUGAAGGAAAAAAAAAAAAAAGACAUACACAGUUACCUUGGCUACUAAUGAAGCUCUCUCCUUUUGUUUUGUUUCAUUGUUGAUUGUGUAUUUUCUUCAUUACUGGGAGUACUAACCCAAAAGUAUCUGUCUCUUUGUUCUCUAGUCCAAUUUGAGAUUAAUUUAGAAGGAAUACUGUAUGUGUAAUUCAGCUUGGGCUUUCCCCUAAAUGCAAGGCCAUGUGUAAUAUUUUCCCUAAAACUAGAAUAUAUUAAUGCAUGUUUUGAGAAUUUUAAAGCACCAUGGUCAAAACCAGAAGCUAUAUUUUGCAUAUUUGGACUCAGCCAUCCAUUAAGAACCUAUGUUGUCCUCUGGAUAUAUUUAUCAAAAUAAUUUGGUUUUGAAUAGUAUAAAAUAGAAAAUUUGCGAUCUGUAUAAUUUAUGUAUAACCUUCAUUAUUGUAAAUUUAAUGGGAAGUGCAUCACAAUUAUGAUUUUUUUUGCACCAGUGAAACAAUAAAGUUGCUAUUAACAA
Marmota monax (woodchuck) is the source of this 5790-nucleotide messenger RNA. RefSeq names its product vacuolar protein sorting-associated protein 35. Gene Ontology annotation, cellular component: retromer complex; nucleus; retromer, cargo-selective complex. Bases 240 to 5021 code for a protein of 1593 amino acids. Gene Ontology annotation, molecular function: ATP binding; protein serine/threonine kinase activity. The transcript is spliced from 28 exons. NCBI's taxonomy places the organism in Eukaryota, Metazoa, Chordata, Mammalia, Rodentia, Sciuridae. The record is from RefSeq and is a predicted model, not a curated record. Gene Ontology annotation, biological process: retrograde transport, endosome to Golgi; protein phosphorylation; intracellular protein transport.